AUGUUGACCGAUGCCCUCGUGCUCUCCGAGCCAGGCGCUCGUUUCAAGUACCGCAAAGUCUCAUUACUGGAUACCCUCGAAUCAAAUGAAUGCCGUGUCCGCAUCAAAGCCAGCGGUAUCUGCCACACCGAUAUUAACUUCGCCUCCAAGGAACGCGGCACGCCCGAGAACUUCCCCUGCAUCCUGGGCCAUGAAGGCGCCGGCACCGUAACCAAAGUUGGCUCUGCCGUCAACGACAUUGCCAUCAACGAUAACGUGAUCGUAACCUUCAGCUCAUGCGGCGAGUGCAAAUACUGCAACACCGGCCAUCCCUCAUACUGCGACCUCUGGUUCAAAUACAACUUCGGCUUCUCCCGCCUCGAUGGCUCGCAGACCGUUGCAGACCCCAAGACCGAGCAACCUAUCAAGGGCCACUUCUUCGGCCAAUCCUCCUUCGCGCGCGACAUCAUCGUCACAUCCGCCGCCCUAGUGGUAGUCCCCUCUCCCGCUCCCUCCUUCCACCUUCUCGCCCCACUAGGCUGCGGCGUCAUGACCGGCGCAGGCACGAUGCUCAACAUCCUGCAACCCACCUCCUCCGACUCAGUCUGCAUCCUCGGCACCGGCGCCGUCGGCCUUUCCGCCAUCAUGGCCUGCCGCACCCUCCCACAACCGCCCCGCCGCAUCAUCGCCGUCGACACCGUCCCCGCCCGCCUCGAGCUGGCGCGCAAGUACGGCGCCACCCACGGCGUCAACUCCACGCGCGGCGCCGACCUCAUGGCCACGCUGAUGGACAUCACGCGCGGCGCCGGCGUCGAUGCCAGCGUCGACACCACCGCCGUGCCCAGCCUGGUCGAGCAGGUUAUUCACGCGACGGCGCGGCGUGGAAAGAUCGUCGCUGUAGGCGUCGGCGCGCUGGCGAAUCAGGUGCCCAUCAGCACCUUUGAGGCCGUGCAGGCCGGGUUCACGUACCAGGGCAGUAAUCAGGGGGAUAGCGAGCCCAGGACGUUUCUGCCGUGGCUGCUCGAGCGAAAUAAGGAGGGAAGGUUCCCGUACCACGAGCUUGUGCAGACGUAUCCGGUCAAGGAGGUGGCCAGGGCGGUGAGUGAUGUCAAGGAGGGGAAGGUGGUCAAGGCGGUGUUGCUGUGGGAUUAG
This is a messenger RNA of Cyphellophora europaea CBS 101466, 1131 nucleotides long. RefSeq lists its product as uncharacterized. The record is from RefSeq and is a predicted model, not a curated record. The transcript has a single exon. The coding region runs from base 1 to 1131 and encodes 376 amino acids. NCBI's taxonomy places the organism in Eukaryota, Fungi, Ascomycota, Eurotiomycetes, Chaetothyriales, Cyphellophoraceae. Gene Ontology annotation, molecular function: oxidoreductase activity; zinc ion binding.